AUGUGGGAGUUCAGGUCCAUGUCUUUCUGGCGGGCGGUGUUCGCCGAGUUCUAUGGAACCAUGUUCUUUGUAUUCUUUGGCCUGGGGGCAGCUCUCCGUUGGACCACUGGGCCCCAUAAUGUCCUCCACGUUGCCUUUUGCUUUGGGAUGGCGGCUGCCACCCUUAUCCAGUCCAUCGGCCACAUCAGUGGAGGACACAUCAAUCCAGCUGUUACCUUUGCUUACCUGAUUGGUGCCCAGAUGUCCAUGUUCCGUGCUUUCUUCUACAUGAUGGCCCAGUGUCUGGGAGCACUUGCUGGUGCUGCCGUGCUCUACGGGGUCACACCCAACAACAUGAGGGGAAAUCUAGCACUCAACACGCUGCAGCCAGGGAUCGGCCUGGGCAUGGCCACCACCAUGGAGGUAUUCCUCACCAUGCAGCUUGUCAUCUGUGUCUUUGCUGUGACUGAUGAGAGGCGCAAUGGACGCAUGGGCUCUGCUGCCUUGGCCAUUGGCUUCUCUGUGCUCAUGGGACAUCUUCUCGGGAUGUUCUACACUGGAGCAGGAAUGAACCCAGCAAGGUCCUUCGCCCCUGCUGUCAUGGUCAGGAAUUUUGUCAACCACUGGGUGUACUGGGUGGGCCCCAUGAUUGGUGGUGGCAUGGGUGCUCUGGUUUAUGACUUCAUGCUGUUCCCCCGUAUGCGUGGCCUCUCCGAGAGGCUCGCCACACUGAAGGGCAUCCAGCCCCCAGAGUCUGAUGGCCACCAGGAGACCAGGGGAGAACCCAUCGAGCUCAAGACACAGGCUCUAUAAGCCUGGAGAAGAUUGGCUUUCUGACCCCCAUCCCUCACCCCCUCAAUCUGCACCCUCAGUUCCCGGUCCAUCCUCAGCCCAUUCAGCAUUUCUGCACACAUACCUCCUUCCUAUCUUCACACAUACUAACACAGAUCCCAAACACCUUUGUUAUCCUUGUUCUGCAUCCAGAACUGGACCUAAUGAGUUACAGUGAAGGGGCACCCACAGCCCUGACCACCUCACCUGAUUCCACCUCUCCCCAUCCUUCCUCCUCCUUCCUCCUUCCCCUUGGACUGCAGGACAAAGAUGGAGGGUUAGACGAAGACUUGCCACUGAAGGAAGCACCCUGUGCCCUGUGGUGUGGGGAGUCAGUUACUCCUGGCUGACCAGGUGGCUAUAACUGCUCAGGACAGGGGCCUCUCUCUCUCUCUCUUUCUUUCCCUUUCUCUCUCUUUCUGUUUUCUCCCUAUUUUGUAGUCUGCUAAGAGUGAAGCUACAGUAGAGCAGUUGACUUCUGCAUGCUUUUCCAUUUUGAUCCAGAGUCAUUGCGCCCUUUGUUUUGUUUUGUUUAACGAACUUUGGGUAAAUUACAUGUACGUAUUGUACUUUACCAGUAUCUAUUUGGCUCACUUUCUUUUUUUCUUUUUUUUUCAGUUGUAUGUGUGCGUGUGUUUGUGUGUGAGACUGAGAGUGAGUGUGCAUGCAUGUCUGUGCAUGUAUAUGCGUGGGUGCUUGUUUUAAUUGCUAAUUUUUAUUUUUCAAUUUUCAUUGCCACAAUCCUUUGUCUGUAUCAUGAUUCUUUUUUUUUUUUAACAUACAAACAUAUUUUAGGGAAAGAUGCAGCUGUUUCCACGCCCUCACUGAUACAAAAGUUCAUCAGAUGUUUAGAGUGAUCCCGUUUUAUAUCAGAUAAAAAUAACUUUUGAGUCAAAGCCAAAUUUAUUCAGUUUAGAGUUUGUGUCUCAUCUAGUGAAGCACACACACAUGCAUAUUUAUAUUAAAAUAAACACAAAACACAAAACCAUCUGGUCUUUUUUGAGCUCAGUCUUCAACAAAGUUACAGUUAUAAAAACUUGAAAUGGUAAAAAUACCACCAAAUGUGUUGCUAAUCUUUUUAAGUGGGAAAUCUGCAGGUUUGUACCACAUUUAGAUAACUUAUACAGUAUUGGUGUUGGGUUAUGUUUUAAAUUACUUUCUGACAUGAGCUUUGCUUUUAGAGCAGCGCUUAUCACAGAUUCAUGUACAGGUGUGUGAUAGCUGGUUUGCUUUUACUUUUGCGUGUCUGCCAUGGAAAAACAAAGAAAGCAAACCUGACAAGCUGUCAUGAGGAAUAAGCGUUUUCUAAUUGAAUUGUGUUGUUUGACACGACUGAAGGGUCUUUGUUACAUCAACUCGAGAUUAAAAAUGAAAGAGUGCAUGAGGUGUAGUGGCUUGUUGCUGGUGUUGGCAAACACCUAGUGCCUUCUCUUUUCUACAAGGAGCUGGGUGGCUCUUUAGGAGUGAGAUAGUUUUACUGGCUAAGCCCCUCUCUGAUAUUUGAGAGAAGAGAGAAGGUCACCACAAGGCAACUGAAAUCUUUAGUGUGUUUGUACAGGGUGAUAAAUGUACACCUUUAUUUUCAUACAAUCUACACAAGCAAGAAUGAAAUUUGAAGUUGAAGCUCUACAUUGGCCUGGUGUCCUCUCUCUCUUCCAUCCCUCCUUCAUUCACCCUACCUCCUCCCUUUGUUUACGAGGCAGCCAUCUUGUUCUGCUCUAAUGAGGGGACAUCUAAAGCUGCUGGGAUGGAGGGGACGGGGCACUGAGAUAAGUUAGCAUUUUGACCAGGCAUGUAAGCUGAUUCUCUUUCUGCUUCCUCUACAUUUACUACUUUUUUUUCAGUGUGAUUUCCCUGGCAGUGGUUGAGUAGAAUUUACAUUUUAGUGACAUGUUGAAAUUAGAAGUUGUGUUCCAAUGGAAAAGUUUUGUGAUGUACAGUGUAAAGUUUUCUUUUUUAAAAAAAAAAAAACAUUUCAUGAUUGUUGAAACUGGAUGGAUAGGAAAUAUAAUAUGCUAGUAAUGCAAUGUCUCCUCUUUGGCUGAUGGAUUAUGGAAGUGAUGCCACUUAUGUUAUACACCAAUAUGCUCUCAUUCAGUGGACAGCCUUUUUGGUACCAGGCAUGCCUUCCCAAUCACAAGGCCACUAUUUUUAUAUGUCAAAAAAAUCUGAAAAUUCUUAUGUUUCCAAUUGUUUUUUGUCUGUUUUCUUUUAGACUAACUGUAAAAAAAUAUGGGACUUAAAUAGAUGGUUGGAUCGGACAGACCAGGAACUCAUAUACAAUUAUUUCAUUUCAAUUGCUUGCAGGACAUAUUCCUCUAUGUGCAGGGUUUCAGACUUACACCUAUGAUAUUAGUCGAGGUGGACUAAUUUCUUGUAAAUAAAUCCACAAAAAUAUUUUUUUGAUUUUUGUAAAAACUAAGAUUUUAUUUGUCACCACGGUUAAGAGAUUAUAUGGGUUGUAGUAGUAGCUUCACAGUGAUUUAUCCAAAAGUCAGUCCACAAGAUAUAAAAGGUUAUCAUCCA
Larimichthys crocea (large yellow croaker) is the source of this 3336-nucleotide messenger RNA. RefSeq names its product major intrinsic protein of lens fiber a (gene mipa). Bases 1 to 792 code for a protein of 263 amino acids. The transcript has 4 exons. NCBI's taxonomy places the organism in Eukaryota, Metazoa, Chordata, Actinopteri, Sciaenidae. Gene Ontology annotation, biological process: transmembrane transport; water transport. Gene Ontology annotation, cellular component: plasma membrane. The record is from RefSeq and is a predicted model, not a curated record. Gene Ontology annotation, molecular function: water channel activity.